This is a messenger RNA of Phytophthora nicotianae INRA-310, 210 nucleotides long. RefSeq lists its product as hypothetical. The record is from RefSeq and is a predicted model, not a curated record. The transcript has a single exon. The coding region runs from base 1 to 210 and encodes 69 amino acids. NCBI's taxonomy places the organism in Eukaryota, Oomycota, Peronosporomycetes, Peronosporales, Peronosporaceae.
AUGAACUUCUCCCAGCGUGUACUGUUUCUCAUGGUUCUCGUCAUGGUGACUUCGUGUUCUUGGAUGGCUGAAGCUGGAGGCCCACAGCCGAUUUCGGCCCGAUACGAUGAUUUCCGUGAGCGUAUGCUGCGGCAGCGUCUCGCCAAACAAGCAGCUUACGACAAGAAGGAGCGUGACUUUUUCAGCGGUGAACGCCGCAAGCGCAACUAG